AUGAGAGGUUCCGCACUACUGGCAGGAGCUUUGGCGGCUUCGUCGUCGGUCCAGGCCGCUUCGCUACAGAAUGUGUUCCAGGCAAACACCCUGCUGGACAAAGCGAUCAGCGCGCUGGGGCUAAAUCAGCAGCAGGUGCUGGAUUCCGUUCCCAAGAGCAUUCAGAAGGUGUGGGGCGAGAUGGGGAUGCUUUUUCCCAAAGAGACCGCAGAGCUGGAGUUCAUCACUAAGCCAAAGACCAAGACUAAGUCCAAACCGGAUUCCGAGUGGGAUUUCGUGGUCCAGGAGCAUCCAGAACACAAGCUGCGUGUCAACAAAAUUAAGGAUCCUAAAGUUCUAGGGAUCGACCCGGACGUGAAGCAGUACACCGGGUAUCUGGACGUGGAGGAAGAGGACAAGCAUUUCUUCUACUGGUUUUUCGAGAGUAGAAACGACCCAAAAACCGACCCCAUCAUUUUGUGGCUCAACGGUGGGCCCGGGUGCUCCUCGUUGACCGGGCUUUUCUUCGAACUUGGACCUUCAUCUAUUGGUUCCGAUAUCAAACCCGUGUACAACCCCCAUUCUUGGAAUUCCAAUGCCUCUGUGAUCUUUUUAGACCAGCCCGUAAAUGUUGGUUACUCCUACUCCGGCUCCAGUGGUGUUUCGAACACAGUAGCCGCGGGCAAAGACGUGUAUGCGUUCUUGCAACUUUUCUUCAAACAGUUCCCCGAAUACGCAUCGGGUCAAGAUUUUCAUAUUGCCGGUGAAUCCUACGCCGGCCAUUACAUUCCAGUUUUUGCAACAGAGAUACUGUCACAUCCUCUGGAGGAAAGAAACUUCAACCUAACUUCUGUUUUGAUCGGCAAUGGACUCACUGACCCUUUAACGCAGUAUCCUUACUACGAACCAAUGGCAUGUGGCGAAGGCGGUGAACCAUCAGUUUUAGACCCCGAAGAAUGUGAAGGCAUGUUAGACACUUUACCUCGUUGUUUGAGUUUGAUUGAGGCUUGCUACGACUCUCAAUCAGUGUGGACUUGUGUUCCUGCAUCGAUAUACUGCAACAAUGCACAAAUGGGUCCAUAUCAAAAAACUGGUAAGAACGUUUAUGACAUGCGCAAGGAGUGCCAUGGUGAUCUAUGUUACGAUGAAAUGAAAUACAUGGAUGAAUACUUGAAUUCGGACUUGGUCAAGAAAGCUGUUGGUGCUGAAGUCGACAAUUUCGAAUCCUGCAAUUUCGACAUCAAUAGGAACUUUUUGUUUGCGGGCGAUUGGAUGAAGCCUUACCACAAGGCUGUCACUAAUCUCUUAAACCAAGGCUUGCCAGUUUUGAUUUACGCAGGUGAUAAGGACUUUAUUUGCAACUGGCUCGGCAACGAAGCCUGGUCCAAUGUUCUUCCUUGGAAGCACGCAGAAUCCUUCCAAGAUCAACCUCUAAAGAACUGGAUCUCCAGCACCACCGGUGAAAAGGCCGGAAAGGUAAAGAACUAUAAAAACUUCACUUUCCUAAGGGUCUACGACGGUGGGCACAUGGUUCCAUUUGACGUUCCCGAAAACGCACUCGCUAUGGUAAAUGACUGGGUCAGGGGCACUUACAACUUCGAAUAA
Messenger RNA from Lachancea nothofagi CBS 11611, 1584 nucleotides. The record is from the annotation of a GenBank genome assembly. NCBI's taxonomy places the organism in Eukaryota, Fungi, Ascomycota, Saccharomycetes, Saccharomycetales, Saccharomycetaceae.